Molecule: messenger RNA, 1409 nt
Organism: Merops nubicus (carmine bee-eater)
Lineage: Eukaryota; Metazoa; Chordata; Aves; Coraciiformes; Meropidae
Gene: PLA2G7
Product: phospholipase A2, group VII (platelet-activating factor acetylhydrolase, plasma)
Exons: 11
Coding region: 75-1274 (399 amino acids)
Molecular function (GO): 1-alkyl-2-acetylglycerophosphocholine esterase activity
Source: RefSeq, a predicted model, not a curated record
CGGUGUUGUCUGAUCCUUGCGAUUCGGGACUCUCUGCUCCAAGGAAAUUCCCCAGUAGAGCAGGUCAGACACCAAUGGAAAUGGGGAGCAGCAGCACUGAGAAGUUUUAUAGGAUCCCCAGAGGAAAGGGACCGCACUCGGUCGGAUGUACAGACCUGAUGACAGAAAAUGCAGUUGAGGGAAGCUUCUUGCGCCUGUAUUACCCAUCAUGUGAUGCCACAGAUAAGGAGGAGGCAGCGUGGAUUCCAGACAAGGAGUACUAUCAGGGACUUUCUGACUUCCUUAAUAUGUACCGAGUUGUUGGAGAAAGGCUUUUCCAGUACUAUGUUGGUUCAGUGACCUGUCCUGCAAAGUCAAAUGCUGCUUUUAAGCUGGGAGAAAAAUACCCGCUCCUCAUUUUUUCCCAUGGACUUGGAGCUUUUCGGACGAUCUAUUCUGCUAUUUGCAUAGAGAUGGCUUCCCAGGGCUUUAUAGUGGCUGCUGUGGAGCACAGAGAUGAAUCUGCUUCAGCAACGUAUUAUUGUAAAAAGAAGUCAGUUUCUGAACCAGAGGAGGAGUCUACAUCGAACAUGGAGAAGGAGUGGAUCUACUACAGGAAACUCAAGACUGGAGAGGAGGAGCGGUGUUUGCGCCACAAGCAGGUGCAGCAAAGAGCACAGGAGUGUAUCAAAGCUCUCAAUCUAAUUCUUAAAAUCAAUUCAGGAGAGGAAGUAAUGAAUGUACUAAACUCAAACUUUGACUGGAACAGCCUAAAGGAUUCUGUUGAUACUAGCAGAAUAGCUGUGAUGGGACACUCCUUUGGUGGUGCUACAGUUAUUGAGAGUCUCAGCAAAGAACUAAGAUUCAGGUGUGGCAUUGCCCUCGAUGCCUGGAUGCUUCCAGUCGGUGAUGACAUUUACCAAAACAGUGUCCAGCAACCACUGCUCUUUAUCAACUCUGAAAAAUUCCAGUGGGCUGAGAACAUCUUAAAGAUGAAGAAGCUCAGCUCCAAUGACACCAACAAGAAAAUGAUCACCAUCAAGGGGUCAGUACAUCAGAGCUUUCCUGACUUCACCUUUGUGAGUGGAGAAAUCAUUGGAAGAUUUUUCAAAUUAAAAGGAGAAAUAGAUCCAAAUGAAGCUAUUGAUAUAAGCAACCAUGCUUCGUUAGCCUUCCUGCAGAAACAUUUGAGUCUUAAGAAAGAUUUCGAUAAGUGGGAUUCUCUUGUGGAUGGCAUAGGAUCAAAUGUUAUUCCUGGCACCAAUAUUGACUUACCUCCAGCUGAACCUGAAUAAGGAGUACACAGAAGUACUGAAAAUGCAACAAACAUCAGGACACUAAUGCUGGCCAGACAUGUGAGAUCAUUGGCCACCUACACAGCUUUUGGGGUGUGGAACAGCAACAAAAAAAAGGCAUUAGGUAACAUUAUC